AGCUUUUAAUAGCUGCUUCCAUGCUGCCUGAAAAGCCACGGGCAUUGUAGCCAUGCCAAAUUCCUAGCCAUGAUCGGCAGCUUGGCUGCCAGGCUUUUCGUCUUCCACCUGACAGGGACUUGGGUUCGUUGGGGUAAGUGUAGCUGCGAAAUCCCAGACAUUUCGGAGGUGAAUUUCUCGGAGGCGCCCCUGGAUCCCUUGGAUCCCUUGGAUCCAUUGGAUUUGCAACUGCUCCAAAUUUCCAACGUUCUUCAGCCCAGUGCACGCACCCAAGCUUCCAGAGUUUCGAUUGCGAAACCCCAGUCCUGGAAUUUCACGCAGAUUCUGCGAGAUAAGCCAACUGGAUCAUUUCUUUCACAUUUGGAUGUGCUCGUUCGCAUGAUCGGUGCGACCUACAACACGACCAGACCAAUCCUGGCGCAGACACCAUUGACUCUGACCGCAAGAGACGGCAGCGUCUGGCAGCGCUUGCCCGACUUUGAUCGUGAUCCAGUACCGGGCGGGGUCUUCGCGCGCGUCUUUCGGCAUGGGGAUGUAGUGAUUCUGGUCUUCAAGGGCGUUUGCACUGACGUCAAGGUGGAACAAUGUCAGAUUGAUCUUUGCUACCUGAAGGAGAUUCAGAAUUAUGGCCCUGUUUCGGACAGAGUGCUGCAGCUGAUGGGCUUUGAUGCCCAGCUCUGUAACACUUAUCGAAGCUUCCUGAAUUUCACAGAGCAGGCGUUUGCUCUGGUGACGGCCAUUCAGGCUUCAUUUCCCAGGUGUGAGCUGCUGGUCACAGGCCACUCCUUGGGUGGGAUGUUGGCCAUGACGGUGGCGUCACGGUCAUCGACCGUGAAGGCCCUGUCUUUUGCUCCAACACCCUGGAAGCACCUGCCGAGCCAGGUUGAUGCCCGGACUUCUAGCCCUGAGAUGGUUGCACUCUGUGAUCCCUACGACUGUGGAAUCAACGCCUUCUUCGUACCUGGUGCACGGCUGGCAGCCACCACCUGCCUGUUUCUGGAGCAGGAGGAGCCCAGACCCUGCCAGGCCUUGGUGGAGCCAUACUUAAAUCACACCUGGCGCCAGCAAAUGGAAACUGAGUCCCCAGGUGACUCUUUAGUGCCGCUCCUCCUGUGCAAGGGCAGUGCACAUCGAUGGCCGCGCUAUGAAAGCAUGGUAGAGGUGGCUGCACGAACACAGAAACUUCCGCUAUGCAGCCGCGAGUUCAGCAUCCUUCAGAGAAGUGUGUCAACAUGAGGGGCCAUUGAAAA
Messenger RNA from Cladocopium goreaui, 1250 nucleotides. Lineage: Eukaryota; Dinophyceae; Suessiales; Symbiodiniaceae. The record is from the annotation of a GenBank genome assembly.